CACAGGUGCUGAAAGAGACUCUGAGGAUUUACCCGCCAGCUCCAGGUACAACUCGAGACGUGCCCUAUGACUUCGUCAUUGACGGUAUCCGUGUACCUGCAGGAGCCACGUAUUUUUUCAACUCUUACGUGUGUGGGAGAAUGGAAAAAUUCUUCAAGGACCCGCUGACAUUUGAUCCAGACAGAUUUCACCCAGAUGCUCCAAAGCCUUAUUACUGCUACUACCCGUUCGCCCUCGGCCCACGCUCGUGCCUGGGACAGACCUUUGCUCAGAUGGAGGCUAAAGUGGUGAUGGCCAAGCUGCUGCAGAGGUUUGACUUCAGCCUCGUGCCGGGACAGACCUUUGACGUCGAGGACACCGGCACGCUCCGGCCAAAGAGUGGAGUGGUGUGCUCGGUCAGACACAGGAAUCACAAGAAAUAAAUGCUCGGACGCUUCCAU
This is a messenger RNA of Plectropomus leopardus (leopard coralgrouper), 440 nucleotides long. The record is from RefSeq and is a predicted model, not a curated record. Lineage: Eukaryota; Metazoa; Chordata; Actinopteri; Perciformes; Serranidae.